UCAUCGUCCUUAACUCACCAAGAACAAGGAAAAGAAAUCCACAGCUUAGCAACGCAUCCUACGCUACCACCAGAAAUCCUUCAAAGGCAUUUGCAACCAUGCCGAUCGUGAGGCGCAGCAACAUCUUUGAUCCCAUCUCUGUCGACGUUUUCAACACCUUCCCCGGCUUCGCGAGCGAAACCUCCGCCUUCGCCAACACCCGCAUCGACCGGAAGGAGACGCUCGAUGCCCACAUCUUCAAGGCCGACCUCGCCGGGGUGAACAAGGAGGAGGUGGAGAAACGCAGGGUCCUUCAGAUCAGCAGCGUGCGGAACGAGGAGCAGAAGGAGAAGAACGACAAAAGGCACAGCGUGGAGAGGAGGUUCCGGCAGUCGGAGAACGAGCAGGUUCUGGCUCGGCGUACGGUGCGAUGUCAUUCCGGGUUUACCGAGUCCGGUCGUGCCGUACAGAGACUUGAGAUUCGUUUCUCGUGUAAUGUGACGUAUAGCAGUAGCCGUGACGUGACGUGUUCUGAGGGCACAGUUGAGAAGCCCGACGGCAAGUCCCUAAGGAGGAAGGAGGAAGUUAAGGAGCCCGACGGCAAGUCCCUAAGGAGGAAGGAGGAAGUUAAGGAGCCCGACGGCAAGUCCCUAAGGAGGAAGGAGGAAGUUAAGGAGCCCGACGGCAAGUCCCUAAGGAGGAAGGAGGAAGUUAAGGAGCCCGACGGCAAGUCCCUAAGGAGGAAGGAGGAAGUUAAGGAGCCCGACGGCAAGUCCCUAAGGAGGAAGGAGGAAGGAGGAAGUUAAGAAGCCCGACGUGAAGUCCAUCGAGAUCUGAGCUCUGAUGCAUGCCGGAGAAACCCAUAGCUGAGCUUGCGACCUAUCCAAAUAAGUCUCUGUGGCAGUCGAGUGAGUGUGUCCGUCCUAUGUCUAAGUGUGCUAUUUGGUUCGUGUCUUUCUGUGUCCAAGUAGUCGGUCGACUUUGGGAACUCUGCAUUGCUCUCGCGGUAAUAACGUUUGUCAUGGAAGUAUUUCUUAAUUAAAUACGAGUCGGUCUAGUUCAUCCGUUUCAUAU
Musa acuminata subsp. malaccensis (wild Malaysian banana) is the source of this 1053-nucleotide messenger RNA. The record is from RefSeq and is a predicted model, not a curated record. Lineage: Eukaryota; Viridiplantae; Streptophyta; Magnoliopsida; Zingiberales; Musaceae.